AUGACGAUCACCGAAGUUGGCUGCAUGGGCGUUAAGCCAGGGCUGCGCAUUACAGAUCCCAACACUCCCGAAGGCGUUGUCCUUCCUGGCGUUUGGAAAACCGUCUUGUCCCAGCCGGGAGGUCCGCAAAACGUCCUCUGGGGUCUUGAGAAGGAAGAUCCGUCAAAGGUCUGGGCUUUCUUCGACUGGGAUUCGGUCCAGCAGCAUGAGGACUUUGCAAAGAAAUACGGUGCGGAAGCCGUGAAGGAUAUCCCGAAGGUGUGCACUCAUGGCGAGUUUACCAAGCACGUUGCUUUAACGCCGUCAAGUCAAGCACUCAGGUCGCCUUCAACGCGCAUCAUUAUUGGCUACUUCCCCUCAGAUAUCUCAGUUGGCGACAAAGACGCUAUAAUUCAGCAGGUACAGCGUGUACUCAUGGAGCGAAAUGACGAUUCUUCCGACUCUGUUCGUUGCAGUUAUGGAUGGGGUUUAGAGACCGACUAUCCCGUACGCGGCGCCAAUAAUGGAACGGCUGGAUCAGUUUUCAUGGUUUUGAUUGGUGAAAAGAUUGAAGGCGAGCAUCAGAUUGUUGCUAGUCGGCUGGCUCAUGCAAUCAGGGACAUGGAGAACUCAAUCGGCUUGCAUGAAUUCACAUUACAGACUCUGCAGCAGGAAAGAGAGUAA
This is a messenger RNA of Clonostachys rhizophaga, 663 nucleotides long. Lineage: Eukaryota; Fungi; Ascomycota; Sordariomycetes; Hypocreales; Bionectriaceae. The record is from the annotation of a GenBank genome assembly.